AUGUCUUACACUCCCACUACCCACAGCGCAAGCUACGAGGCAAUUUCUGCUACGAAUCCGUCGAUCUCCGCCGCCGGCAAAGUCGUCCUCAUAACUGGAGCCGGAUCUGGAAUUGGAAACGCCGCUUUGUUUUCCUUCGCCACAGCCGGAGCAAAAGCCUUGAUUCUCCUCGGCCGUCGAGUGGAGUUACUUGAGCAGGCUGUGAAGUCUACUUUCAACCAGAUAUUCUCCAAGUUCGGACGUAUCGACAUCGUCAUACACGCAGCUGGAGCCCUCCCGCCCCUGGGCCCUCUAGCAACCGCGCCCCUCCACGAGCUCUGGAAGGCAUUCGAAGUAAACAUAAAAGGCUUCCUGACCUUGGCCCAAGCUAUGUUGGCUGCUACUACCUCGGACCAAAAAGGUCCAUCUCUACCAGUCCUUAUCGUCCUCAACACUGCCGGAAGCAUCAUGCCUCCGCUACCGGGCAUGGGCGGGUAUGUGGCAAGCAAGAUGUCCUCUUUGAAGCUAGCAGAGUACGUUGCUUCGGAGAACAAGGACAAGUUGCGGGUCAUUUCGGUGCACCCAGGUCUCAUCCAGACUCCGAUGGCUGAAGAGCUUGAGAAGGCGGGACUCAAAUUUCCAUAUGACGACAUCUCUCUUCCCGCAGACUUUCUCGUCUGGGCCACCAGCCAAGAAGCGGCUUUCCUGAAUGGGAGAUUUGUCUUCGCCAACUGGGAUGUGGAGGAGCUCAAGGCUAGUGCUGGGAAGAUUGAGGGUGGUUCAGACCUCAGCUUGAUGUUGCGAGGCCUGUGA
This is a messenger RNA of Colletotrichum siamense, 792 nucleotides long. It is a transcript of the gene citE-1, whose product is annotated as Short chain dehydrogenase citE. The transcript is spliced from 3 exons. The record is from RefSeq and is a predicted model, not a curated record. NCBI's taxonomy places the organism in Eukaryota, Fungi, Ascomycota, Sordariomycetes, Glomerellales, Glomerellaceae. Gene Ontology annotation, cellular component: cytosol. Bases 1 to 792 code for a protein of 263 amino acids. Gene Ontology annotation, molecular function: oxidoreductase activity.